Molecule: messenger RNA, 2521 nt
Organism: Toxotes jaculatrix (banded archerfish)
Lineage: Eukaryota; Metazoa; Chordata; Actinopteri; Toxotidae
Gene: pbx3b
Product: pre-B-cell leukemia homeobox 3b
Exons: 9
Coding region: 14-1366 (450 amino acids)
Biological process (GO): eye development; neuron development; brain development
Cellular component (GO): nucleus
Molecular function (GO): DNA-binding transcription factor activity, RNA polymerase II-specific; RNA polymerase II cis-regulatory region sequence-specific DNA binding
Source: RefSeq, a predicted model, not a curated record
GCCGAUUUCGUAUAUGAGUUUUUCAAUUUGUGUGGCUCAGUGCACAGACUCUUUAGCGGCUACUAUGGACGAUCAAGCCCGGAUCAUGCAGUCGAUCGGCGGUGUCAGUCUGGCUGGCCACUCGGUACAAGGAGGCAUGGCACUGCCGCCUCCACAUGGACACGAUGGGACAGACGGAGACGGAAGAAAACAAGACAUUGGUGACAUUCUUCAUCAAAUAAUGACCAUAACUGAUCAGAGUCUGGACGAGGCGCAAGCAAAGAAACAUGGACUGAACUGUCACAGAAUGAAACCAGCACUCUUCAGCGUUCUCUGUGAAAUCAAAGAAAAGACAGGUCUCAGCAUCCGCGGUGCCCAGGAGGAAGACCCCCCAGACCCCCAGCUCAUGCGUUUAGACAACAUGCUGCUGGCAGAGGGCGUGGCAGGACCAGAGAAAGGUGGCGGAUCCGCCGCCGCCGCAGCUGCAGCCGCAGCCUCGGGCGGGGCGGCCGACAACUCCAUCGAACAUUCCGACUACAGAGCCAAACUCACCCAGAUCAGACAGAUCUACCACACAGAGCUGGAGAAAUACGAACAGGCAUGUAACGAAUUCACUACCCAUGUGAUGAACCUGCUGAGGGAGCAGUCUCGCACGCGGCCAAUCUCUCCCAAAGAGAUUGAGCGCAUGGUGGGAAUCAUCCACCGUAAGUUCAGCUCCAUCCAGAUGCAACUGAAACAGAGCACCUGUGAGGCUGUCAUGAUCCUGCGCUCCAGAUUCCUUGAUGCCAGGCGGAAAAGGAGAAACUUCAGCAAGCAGGCGACGGAAAUUUUGAACGAAUAUUUCUACUCGCACCUCAGCAACCCGUAUCCGAGCGAGGAGGCUAAAGAGGAGCUGGCCAAGAAGUGCAGCAUCACAGUUUCCCAGGUAUCCAACUGGUUUGGCAACAAAAGGAUCCGGUACAAGAAAAAUAUCGGCAAGUUUCAGGAAGAAGCCAACCUGUAUGCCGCCAAGACUGCUGUAAAUGCAGCACACGCUGCAGCCGCUGCAGUGCAGAACAGCCAGGCCAACUCCCCUACCACACCUAACUCCGGUUCUUCAGGUUCUUUUAACCUCCCAAACUCUGGGGACAUGUUCUUGAGCAUGCAGAGUCUGAAUGGGGAUUCUUACCAAGGGGCACAAGUCGGAGCCAAUGUACAGUCACAGGUGGAUACCCUGCGCCAUGUUAUCAGUCAGACGGCAGGAUACAAUGAUGCUCUUGGGGGAAACUCCAUGUAUAGUCCACAUGGGAUAAACGCUAAUGGGGGAUGGCAAGAUGCAACGACUCCGUCUUCUGUAAUAUCUCCGACAGAAGGACCUGGAAGUGUGCACUCCGAUACCUCGAAUUGAUCCGCUAUUAAUGCAUCUUCCCCUCAAGCUGGGCAUGGACUCUUUAACUGGCUGACCAACUGCAGAGGAUAACAAUAAUAAUGAAAAAAAAGAAAAUCACUAGAGAUUUGUUUUCCUGUACCUUCAAAUUUCCCACAACCAUGCCACACAAAUUACAUCCUCCAUCUCGAACACCAAGUGUUUCCUGAUGGUUCAGUGUUUUCUUUCUCUCUGUCUUCAUAAAUCAACCACAAUCACCUUGCCCCUGUUUGUUUGUCGUAGGAGUAAGCACACAAACACAUACAAAACAGAAAACAUCCCUCAGAUGUUACUCGGUAAACUUUCAGGAUAAUUAUCUCGUCUGAACUCAAAAUACUGGAUGACACUUGUGUAUUUAACGUGACAUUUUAUGACAUUUUAAAUGCCCAUUUGUUUGAUUCUUGAUUUAAUUACUGCUCUCCAUUUUGAUAAUUGGGUUCUCUUUCAGUUCUUACAAUACAUAGAUUAAAGCAGCUGUUUCUUUGACUGUAAUGUGCUCGCAAUCUUGUCCAGCAACUCAACAAUGCUACUGUUGACAGCUCAAUGGCAGCUUUGUAGUUCCUUUCAAGAUUUAUUUUCGCCUUACAGCCGUAUACAUUAGUACAAGGGAAUGCCUAUUCAAACUCUGGAACAUAAAGAAGUGUAAUUGAUUGCUUGACUAUAACAUGACACCAUUCCAUAUUUUAUAAUUUGAUGUUUAGUAUGUACAUAUGUAAACAUUUUUUUUUGUACUGCGUAUGGAAAUCAACAAAUCCCCCACAGUAGAUCAUUCCUUCAUGGCACAGGAGCAGGCCCCCCAUUACACAGGAAAAGUUGUACAUAAUAUAGCUAAAGAGUAAUUAUACAUCCCACCAAUCAAUCCACAGCUUUAUUACCUCAUUCAAACUCAUAGAAACCAAUAAUUUCCAACUUUUCUGUAGCUUAGAGUGCUCACUUACUACCUCUAAACAAUAUCACCACCAUCGUUUCUUUUGCCCUUAUUUAAUGUUUUUAUGUAGUUAUUUUGAUUACAUCUUGUAACACUGUAAACUCUUCAUUCUCUAUGUAAUCUAAUGUAUAUUUUAAUCUUUUAAUAAAAUUCUGUUGCUGCACUGCAACUUAAAAUGACAAAAAUUUAAAAAAUGAAAAUGAUAACAA